GGCAUUCUAAUAGGGAACUCCAGCUCCGAGACAAGUUUGGCGACCCGUCCGUCCCACCUUCUCCUCCUCACCAAUCGCGCCGCCGCCUUCGCCCCCCUCCUCCCGACCCCCUCCCCGAUCUCGCCGCCGCCAUGGAGGACGACGACGAGUUCGGGGGCCUCUACACCGACAUCCUCGUCCACGCCCCGGCGCCGUCGAAUCCCCCGCCCGUCGCCCAAACCCUAGCCCCCACGCCCCCGCCGCCGUCUGCCCCAAACCCUAACCCUACGCCGGCCCCUGCGUCAACCACGGGCGGCACCGUGGGAGCGGACGAGGAGGAUGAGGAGGACGACGACUGGCUUAUGGGCGGGGGCGACCCCGUGGUUGGGGUCGACCCGACCGGGGACUGGGCCGACGAGGAGGACGGCGGCGGCCGCGCGGCACCUCCGAAGCGCGAGGCUGCUGCGAAACCGCCUCCCUCCGCGGAGGAGGCUGAUCCGCUCAUGGGGGGUGUAGCGGGUGACUCUGGGGCGGCUAUCCCGGGGCUCUCGUCGUCUGGGGCGGCUGGUACGGCGGCGGCGGGGAGCGAGGAGUGGGAUAGCGACAGCGAGGACGACAUCCAGAUCGUGCUCAACGAGACGGACGGGCACCGGCGGCUUGGGGAGGACGAGGGCGACGACGAGGACGGUGAAGACCUCGUUAUCGUGGCCGAUGGCCCCAUCCCUGGGAUGGAGGAGCAGGAUUGGGGGGAGGAUGCUGCAGCGGCAGGGCCGGAUGGGGAGCGGAAGGAGGGCGGUGAGCCUGGGAAGGCUGUGGCGCCCCCCAGUGGGAGGAUUGGGUACAGUGGCGGCGGCCAGGGGUUCCACCCACAGCACCAUUCCAUGUUCAAGUAUGUGCGUCCUGGUGCUACACCAGGGGCUCCAUUAGGUGGGGCUCCUAAUACUACUGGUCAGUUCCGCCCUCCUGGACCAUCAGGGCCUUUUCCUGGUCGAGGAAGAGGUGACUGGAGACCUGGUUCUGGUAGGGGCAUGAAUAAAGGUUUCCAUCCAGGCUAUGGGAUGCCUCCAUGGGGAGGUUCAGGUCGAGGUUUCGGUGGAGGACUAGAUUUCACACUUCCUCCGCACAAGACUAUAUUUGAUAUUGACGUUGAUACCACAUUCGAGGAGAAGCCAUGGAAACAUCCUGGUGCUGACAUUUCAGACUUCUUUAACUUUGGGCUUGAUGAUGAAAAGUGGAAAGACUACUGCAAGCAGCUGGAUCAACUACGAUUGGAGUCCACGAUGCAAUCUAGAAUACGCGUGUAUGAAAGUGGGCGAUCAGAACAGGAAUAUGAUCCAGAUCUGCCACCGGAGCUAGCUGCUGCUACUGGUCAUCAUGACAUUUCUGCUGAUAAUCGUAAUAAAACCGAGAAUGGGCACACAGACUUCAGUGCCCAAGGAAGAGCUCCUACAAGCCUGCGUCCGCCUGUGAUGACAGGGAGGCCCAUACAGGUUGAAACCGGCUUUGGAGAACGCCUUCCAUCUAUUGAUACACGCUUGCCUCGAAUGCGUGAAUCAGAUUCUGUUAUAGAGAUUGUGUGCCAGGGACAAUCAGAUGAUCCAAUUGAUGAGAGUGACCAAACUGAGAAGGAUUCUCAAGGAGGUUAUAAAAGGGCCCAUGGUACUGAGGGGGGAAGACCAUACACAUCUGAGAUGAAUAGUUCUCAUAGUUCUGCUUUGGGUAAGGAAGAACAUAAGAGUCGGUUGCCUGUUUCAUCUGAAGGCGAUAUGCUCGCUACAGAUGUCAAUGGACGCUCCUCUCCCAGCUACAACAGAACAAGGGGUUCGCCUCAUAGAGUAGGGUCAUCGAAAGGAAAUUCAUGGGGUUUAAGCUCUGCCCAAGAAAUUGAAACUUCCAACGAAGUGUUACCCCGCCAAACAACAUCAUCAAAGAGAAACCGUGAUUCUCAGGGAGAGAACAACCCUGAGGAGGGCUCAGAAUCUAAGGAUGGUCCUGAAGGGUCACCUACUGCUGCUGAUGAAGCGGCAGAUAAGCUGAGCACUGAGCAGUUUGAUGGUAAUGAUGGUAGUCUUGCGUUGGUUGAUAGUGCCGAAGUGGAUGGUGAUGAUGCUAUCUCAGAUCCUCACGGGGUUAGUGAAAUAACUGAUGGCGAUAACUUGGUUCAUUCUGAUAAAAAGCGGAAAUUAAUUUCUAGGGCUGAGCAGCCCACUGGACCCAAUAGCAAUGAACAGGAUGAAUUGAGGACACGGAAUAGUGAUAAUAGUAGAGGAAGGUCUGGUAGCAGCAAAGAUAAUCAAAAACGUCUUGAAUCUGGUGAAGAAGUGCUGCAAGACAGGCGGUCCAGGCGAGUAAAUGAUGUAAGAAGAUACCAUGAUGGAGAAGAACGCAAUUCCCAUAGGAAAGAUGAGUACAUUCGAGAUGCCAAACAGGAUGUGGAAAAAUCUCACUUGGCCUCCAGGAGUAGGGAAGAUACCCACCACCCUUAUGCAAACAGAGACCGGGACAUACGUGGCAGAAGUUAUGAUAGGGUAAGAGAGACAGAAGUUUGGCAGAGGAGAGAAGACAGUGUUCACAACAGAAGAGCUAAAGAGGAAGAUGUGAGGCUCGAACACAGUGCUGAAGUUGGCGCGAGGAAUAGAAACAAGAUGAGGCCCAUUGAUAGGAAUGAUAGGGAUGACGAUCUUCAUGCAAGGAAACGGUUGGAUGAUGGUGACUGGAGAGGCUCUAGACAAAGAGAGCGUGGUGAUGUUGUUCUCAAUCGUCGUGAACAUAUAGAUGAUUCUCAUAUGAAGAGAAAGAAGGAUGAAGAGAACAUGAGGAGAAUGAAACCUGAGAAUGAAGAUAUAGUGCAUGGCCAGCAUGGUUAUAGAGCAAGGGAUGACCCAAACAGAAGGAAGAGAGAACGGGAUGAUGGAAUUGAUCAGAAAAGAAGAGAUGACAAUGGUAGGAUGCGGGAGAAGGCUGAUGAUCGAUAUCAUACGAAGCAUAAAGAGGACAACUGGCGGCAGAGAGAAAGAGAGGACAGGCACAGGCCUAAGCAUGAAAACACUGUGACCCUUCAGAGAGAUGAAGGAAGGGGAUCUGGCCGGGGUGGGCGGAUUUUGGAUGAUAAGUUAGCCAGUGGCAGUAAGAAGCAGGAUGAAUCAAGAUCUUCAGGAUUAAGCAAAGAAACACAAGAUCGCAGCAGACAAAACGAGCCUUUGAGGAGAGAUCAGGGUGCAGAAGAAAAUAACAUUCAGAAUAGAGGCCGUGCUGAUGUACAUCCACGUGAUGACAAUCCAAAUAACAGUGAAAGGAACACCAGGCAAGAUAAACUAAAUAAUACACAUGACAAUAACCGUCUAUCCAGCAGUUCUGGUGCUCGCCAGGCGAGUAGAGAUAGGUACCGGGAAAGCACAAGAAAGGGCAGAAAUUCUGAUAUUAAUGAACAAGAUCUUCCCAAAUCUAGCAAGAGGAGACGCGAAGACCAUGAAAGUCAUCGCGGUGGGAAGGUCGAUGUGAAAGGAGUGAGCGAGCAAGACAAUAGUACGGAUCAUGCCGUAUCCUCCAAAAAGGGCCAGAAUCCACAACGAGAUGCCUUUGCGAAACAAGUGGAAGAUCUCAUGUCAGAUGAUGAAAACAACGAGGAUUCAAGAAGAGGUCGCUCAAAGUUGGAGCGAUGGACGAGCCACAAAGAGAUUGAUUAUAGUAGUAUCGAUAAUGAGAAUGCACCGGCAUUUUCUUCCAUCAAGUCCGAUGUUCAAGCUCCGACUGCUGAUGAGUUAGGUAAAUCUGAAAUGGCUGCUGUAGCUGUCAAUUCAGAGAACAAGAGCAGUGGUGAUACAGGCCAAACAUCAGACAAGACAACUGAAGAGCGUGAUCGGCAUCUAGACACUGUUGAGAGGCUCAAAAGGCGAAGUGAGCGUUUCAAACUUCCCAUGCCUGGCGAGAAGGAUGCACCACAUAGCAAAAAGGCGGAUACUGAAGCGCAACCUCCACAAAUCGAGUCUGUGGCUGCUGAUUUGGAAGUCAAGCCAGAGCGGCCAGCCCGCAAGAGGAGGUGGACUGGGAGCUAGUUUGGAGCACAUUGUCACUUGAAGGAAUUACCUGCUGAAUCUCAUCACAGACUGCAUAUUUGUUCGUUCUGUUACAUCUGGAAGUGGGAUUCAUGUAUGAUUUUGCUGUUUAAUUUAUACAUGUACGUGUAACUUACAAACAUGUUGAUUUUUGGCUGGGGAACUGGAUACUGUAUUUUUUUUUUUCGUUCAUUCCCCAUAAUGAUUCCGGUGGUCGAAAUGUGGCACCUUGUGCCACCAAAUUCAGGAUGUCUCCAAGCCUUUUAUGGAAAGCAGCUGAUUGGAGUUACCUGAAUUGGUCGACUGGUGCUUCGACAACAAUUUCCAGCGUUCCACUGGAGCUACAAUUUGAAGAAGCUGGGGGCGUCCAUGCAGCAAGCAUUUUUCCUAUGAACCGCCGUUGGUCUGGAGGCACUUGAUUGUUGUAUGAUUCUGCAUUGAUGUGGGUUCUUCAGAGCUAAUGCAAGUUUUAUGUGACAUCUGAUGUUGGAUGCAGAAGUUCCUGUACAUGGAACAGGACAACCGAGGGCUGCGGGGUAGAUCUUUUCGACCUAUAAUGACCGCUUACUGUAUGCAAUAGUAUCUUCUUGUACAUUUUGAUAAACCUACAUUGACAUGCAUAUAGUUAUAUACUAAUAUGCAGCAAGACUGCAAGAGAGCUAGUGUAGAGCUGCGUGGUAUACUGGACAUUUCGACGGAUCAAUAAUGUAAUGUACAUUUAGGUAGUGAACUGUAGGUUGCUUUUGUAGUGGCAUUUUGCUUAUUACGAUUACACAGAUUGAUUUGACUUAGACCAUCCAAAUUCGUGAAUAUAAAUUAGAUCCAUAUUCUAUA
Messenger RNA from Oryza brachyantha (malo sina), 4868 nucleotides. RefSeq names its product FIP1[V]-like protein. NCBI's taxonomy places the organism in Eukaryota, Viridiplantae, Streptophyta, Magnoliopsida, Poales, Poaceae. Gene Ontology annotation, biological process: mRNA processing. The coding region runs from base 132 to 4034 and encodes 1300 amino acids. The record is from RefSeq and is a predicted model, not a curated record. The transcript has 9 exons.